Messenger RNA from Paramecium pentaurelia, 1346 nucleotides. Lineage: Eukaryota; Ciliophora; Oligohymenophorea; Peniculida; Parameciidae. The record is from the annotation of a GenBank genome assembly.
AUGGACCUAGACUUUAUUUUUUUCCCUGCUCCUAAAGAAAUAUCUAAUGAUCAUGAAUAAGGAUAAAUAUUAUGGAUUCCUAAGUACAAAAAAUUAUAUCCAAAUUUUUUAAAUUAUGUCCCCAGAACAACCAAAAAGAGAGGUAUGUACUUCAAGCAGAAUGAGUUAGAAUCUGAAGAUGAUGAAAAUAACUUCAUUGAAGAACCCAAGUAACUCUUUUUUAAUUAUAGUAGUGAAUCUCAAUUAUAACCAAUUCCUAAUUUUCCAUGCAAACCUGUCACUUAAAGAUAGCAAAGAAGAUAAACUAGUGAAAUUAAUUCACCAUCAUUUGACUCUAAUGAGGGAAGUCCUGAUGUUUCAUCUAAACUACAAUAAUUAAACAUGCAAUCCAUUUAAAUUACUACUAAAAAGUCUUAAUUAUAUAGGAUGUUGAGUAAUUUUUAUCCAAAAACUAAAAUCAAAAAAAGUAUCUGUUUUAGUCAGCCUAUCAUUGCAUUACCUAAAGAAUUAAUUGAGAAAAAGAAAGCAAAUUUUGUCCUAGAUGAACCAACUAUUCAUAGAUCAAAUUCUAGAGAAUCAAAUCAUAUAUUUGGAUAUAUUCCAUGUAUGUAUGUAGAUUCUAAAAUUCAUUCUCCAAAUAUUGUAUUAUAUUUCCAUGCUAAUUGCGAAGACAUAACAUAAUCUUAUAAGUUUCUUAUUCAUUUAAGAGAUAACUUACAUGUAUUUUUAUAUUUCAAUUUAGGUAUCAGCCAUAGCAAUGGAAUAUCCAGGUUAUGGUAAAUAUAAAAAUGAAUAACCAAAUGCAGAAUUCAUUUUGUAAGAUGCUGAAUAUGUUUAUAAUUAUCUUACUAAAAGAUUGGGUUAUAAAGAAAAUCAAAUUAUUAUAUUUGGAAGGAGUAUAGGCAGUGGACCUGCUACCUAUAUUGCUGGUAAAUAUAAACCAGCAUGUCUUGCAUUAAUGUCUCCAUUUACUUCUUUAAAAGCUGCUGUAAGAGAUUAUGUUGGGUCAUGGGCUUAAUAUCUUAUCAGAUAGCGUUUCGAUAAUUUAGAUUAAAUUAAGAAAGUUAGGAUUCCUACUUUUAUUUUACAUGGUAAAGCUGAUAACAUUAUACCAUAUACUUAAGCACAAGAAUUAUAUAGUAUAAUUUAAUAAUAUAUUAGAAAAUUGUAAGUCUAGUUAAUGUGUAAUGCAUUUAGCUGAAGACAUGGACCAUAUUAGUUAUAAAUUAUAUAAAGAUCUAAUAAAUCCAUUUACUGAAUUCUUAUUAUAAAUCAAAUAUUACAAGAGCUGUUCCCAGGCACCUAAAUUACCGACAGUUCUGUUUUAUGAUCCUACCAUUGAAUGA